AUGUACCCCUCGUACUUCCCUGUCGAUGGUACCACAGAAAUUGGUGUUGCAGAAAUGAAGAUUGGGCCAAAGCAGGCGCUCCUCUUCUCGUUUUCAGGGAAACCUCGUGUCAAGCCAACAGGCUUCUGGAGCUUGAGUUUGUACGGUCACGAUCAACUUUUUGUCGAGAACACGCUUGAUCAAUAUGCAUUGGGAGAUCGUAGCGACCUGCGAUACGCCGAUGGAACGCCAUUGAAGGAAAGAGACGACGGAAAUUUUAAUAUCCUGGCCCAGCCGGCGGACAUAUCGCCUCCAAGCAGCUGGAACAAUAAUUGGCUCCCAGCACCAGCAGGGGGAGGUUGUAUCUCCUUCACACUGCGCUUAUUCGCUCCAGCGGACGAGAUGUUGAAUGGCUCUUACGAAUAUCCGAAGGUGACUACGAUUGAUGCAAUCACAUCAUGA
This is a messenger RNA of Venustampulla echinocandica, 441 nucleotides long. RefSeq lists its product as uncharacterized. The coding region runs from base 1 to 441 and encodes 146 amino acids. Lineage: Eukaryota; Fungi; Ascomycota; Leotiomycetes; Helotiales; Pleuroascaceae. The record is from RefSeq and is a predicted model, not a curated record. The transcript has 3 exons.